Sugiyamaella lignohabitans is the source of this 657-nucleotide messenger RNA. It is a transcript of the gene CDC8, whose product is annotated as bifunctional thymidylate/uridylate kinase. Gene Ontology annotation, cellular component: cytoplasm; nucleus; cytosol. Lineage: Eukaryota; Fungi; Ascomycota; Dipodascomycetes; Dipodascales; Trichomonascaceae. The record is from RefSeq and is a predicted model, not a curated record. Gene Ontology annotation, biological process: dTTP biosynthetic process; dUDP biosynthetic process; dTDP biosynthetic process. Bases 1 to 657 code for a protein of 218 amino acids. The transcript has a single exon. Gene Ontology annotation, molecular function: ATP binding; dTMP kinase activity.
AUGACUCGAAGAGCACCGUUAAUCCUCAUUGAAGGACUGGACCGAGCAGGAAAAUCGUCCCAGUGUGAGAUUCUCAUCAAAAACAUAGCUCAAUUGAGCAACGAGACCGGGUUUCAAGAGCCUCAAUUACUGAAAUUCCCUGACCGAACUACUGCUAUUGGCCAAAUGAUUAACUCAUACCUGACCAACUCAUCCGAAUCACUUUCAGACCAGGCUAUCCACCUGCUUUUCUCUGCCAAUCGAUGGGAAGUUGCACCUCGUCUGAUCUCACUUCUUGAAUCUGGGGUCCCUGUAGUACUUGAUAGAUACGUGUACUCAGGAAUUGCGUUUUCCGCUGCCAAAGAGACUCCAGGCAUGACUCUUGACUGGUGCAGGAACCCUGAUAUCGGGCUCCCUGCACCCGACCUAACUAUUUUCCUCGACGUCAGCGAAGAAGUGGCACAAUCGCGAGGAGGCUACGGCCAAGAACGCUACGAGAAACUCGAAUUCCAGCGCAAAGUGCGCCAACAAUUCCACACCCUCGCAACCACAGCCCCCCCUGGCCAAUGGACCGUCGUCAGCGCCGACCACUCCAUCGACGCUGUCAGCACCCAAAUCCUGGCCCACGUCACGCCUCUCCUCACGACACAGCUCGGUCCCAUACAGAAACUGAAGUAA